AGCUUCGCUACACAUCGGUGGACUGGACACAAACUUCACCGACCACUUCUCCAAUAUUAUUUUUUUCAUGGUGCUGAUGAGGAAGUGACUGCAGCUCUGCCUCCAAUAUGAGUCAGCAUGGAGCCUCUGCUGGUGGCCAUGGACAUUCAAGGCCAGUGGAUGAGAGGCCAGACUCCCCUGCACCCAGCUGUGUGUCCAUGAAGAGCCAUCAGUCAAAGGAUGAGGAUCCCAACUUCAGAGAGGGAGGCAGUCAUCCUGAAGCCAGGCCAGUGGAUAAGAGGACACACUCCCCUGCACCCAGCUGUGUGUCCAUGAAGAGCGACAACUCCAAGGGUGGUGUUCCCAACUUCAGAGAGGGAGGCAGUCAUCCUGAAGCCAGGCCAGACUCCCCUGCACCCAGCUGUGUGUCCAUGAAGAGUGACAACUCCAAGGGUGAGGUCCCCAACUUCAGAGAGGGAGGCAGUCAUCCUGAUCCUAGCAUCCAACAGGAAGAACAAACAAUUCAUCCGACCCUCAGCAAAGUCUAUCAAAAAGACCUGUCUACAUUAUUCAAGAAGCUUGAGGAAAAAGUCAUGACCUUCAUGAAGACGGAACUGAAGAGACUCAAGAAGCUCCUGAGUCAUGAUUACCCAGAAUCCCCUUGUGAUGAAGAGGAGGAUGAGGAGGACCAGAGAGAUGCCAGAGAUGGAGCUCUGAAGAUUGCAGUGCACAUCCUGAGGAACAUGAGUCAGGAGAUCCUCGCUCAGCAGCUGGAGAAAUAUGGACGGCUUCCUAGAUGUCAACAAGAGCUCAAAUAUAGGCUAGCAAGGAAGUGUCAGAGUGUAUGCGAAGGCAUCCCAAAGCAGGGAAAGUCUACUUUUCUGGAGAAGAUCUACACAGAGAUCUACAUCACAGAAGGGGAAAGUGUAGAGGUAAAUACUGAACAUGAAGUCAGACAGAUUGAGAUGGUAUCCAAGAGUCAAGUAUCAAAGGAGGAAAAAGCAAUCAAAUAUACGGACAUCUUCAAGCCCUUACCUGGACAGGACAAAACCAUCAGAACUGUGCUUACAAAGGGAGUGGCUGGCAUUGGAAAAACAGUCUCUGUGCAGAAGUUCAUUCUGGACUGGACUGAAGGCAAAGCAAAUCAAAAUAUCCAUUUCAUAUUUCCUCUUCCUUUUCGGGAGUUGAAUCUGAUGAAAGACAAAAACUUCACCCUUUUGGACUUCAUUCAUCAUUUCUUCACUGAAACAAAAGACUUUGCCUUCUCCAACAAGGACCGAUACAACAUUGCAUUUAUCUUUGAUGGUCUGGACGAAAGCAGACUUCCUCUGGAUUUCCAGCACAAUGCAUGCAUCUACAGCAUAACAGAAUCUGCCUCAGUGGAUGUCCUUCUCACAAACCUGAUCCAGGGGAAUCUGCUUCCCUCUGCUCUUGUUUGGAUCACCUCCCGACCAGCAGCAGCCAAUCAAAUUCCUCCAGAGUAUGUGAAUCAGGUAACAGAAGUCCGGGGUUUCAGUGACCCACAGAAGGAGGAGUACUUCAGGAAGAAAAUCACAAAAGAGGAACUGGCAAACAGAAUCAUCACACACCUGAAGUCAUCCCGGAGCCUCUACAUCAUGUGCCACAUUCCAGUCUUCUGUUGGAUGGCAGCCACUGUUCUGGAGAGCAUCAUGACUGAAGCAGAGAGUGGAGAGAUUCCAAACUCUUUGACUCAAAUGUACACACACUUCCUGGUCAUACAAUCCAAACAUAGGAGUCAGAAGUAUGAAAACAUGUGGAACCAGAAGACCAUUCUGUCACUGGGGAAACUGGCUUUUCAACAGCUGGAGAAGGGCAAUCUGAUCUUCUAUGAUAAAGACCUGAGAGAGUGUGGCAUAGAUGUCAGACAAGCAUCAGUGUACUCAGGAGUGUGCACUCAGAUCUUCAGAGAGGAGGCUGGGCUGUACCAGGGGAAAGUGUUCUGCUUUGUUCAUCUGAGCAUUCAGGAGUUUCUAGCAGCUCUAUAUGUGUUCCUCACAUUCCAGAACACAGGGAUCAAUAUACUGGAUCAGCAGCCAAGAGUUGUUUUUUCUUUUCUGAAGAAAAAGAAUGAAAACAUCAAUGACCUAUACCAGACUGCAGUGGAUCUAGCAUUAAACAGUGAGCAUGGACACCUGGAUCUUUUCCUGAGGUUUCUUUUGGGCCUCUCAUUGGAGUCCAAUCAGAAAUACUUACAUGACCUGCAGCCCAGGGCAGGAAGCAGCUCAUUACACACAGAGGAAACAGUCAAGUACAUCAAGGAGAAGAUCAGAGAAACCACCACCCCAGAGAGAUGCAUCAACCUGUUCCACUGUCUGAAUGAACUGAAUGACCACUCUCUGGUGGAGGAGGUCCAGGGCUACUUGAGGAAGGACAACAAAUCCAGAGAGGAUCUCUCUCUUUCCCAGCUGUCAGCUCUGGCUUUUGUGCUGCUGAUGUCAGACCAGGAACUGGAGGAGUUUAACCUGCAGGAUUAUGGGGGACCUGUUUCACCUGCCAGAUCAGAUGCAGGUCUGCUGAGGAUGCUGCCAGUGGUCAAAACAUCUAAAAGAGUCAAGCUGAGGGGUUGUUCCCUUACAGUGGAGAGCUGUGCAGCUUUAUCUUCAGCUCUCAGAUCAAACUCUUCCAGUCUGAGACAGCUGAACCUGAGUGGCAAUAAUGUGGGAGAUUCAGGAGUGGAGCUGCUUUCUACUGGUCUGGAGCAUCCAAACUGUAGACUGGAGACACUGCAGCUGUGGGGUUGUUCCCUCACAGUGAAGAGCUGUGCAGCUUUAUCUUCAGCUCUCAGAUCAAACUCUUCCAUUCUGAGACAGCUGGACCUGAGUGACAAUAAUGUGGGAGAUUCAGGAGUGGAGCUGCUUUCUACUGGUCUGGAGCAUCCAAACUGUAGACUGGAGACACUGGAGCUGAGGGGUUGUUCCCUCACAGUGAAGAGCUGUGCAGCUUUAUCUUCAGCUCUCAGAUCAAACUCUUCCAGUCUGAGACAGCUGAACCUGAGUAGGAAUAAUGUGGGAGAUUCAGGAGUGGAGCUGCUUUCUACUGGUCUGGAGCAUCCAAACUGUAGACUGGAGACACUGGAGCUGCAGUUCUGUAAGCUCACAGAGAGGAGCUGUUCAUCUCUAGCUGCAGCUCUCAGAUCAAACCCCUCCAGUCUGAGACAGCUGGACCUGAGAGACAACAAACUGCAGCAGUCUGGAGUGGAGCUGCUCUCUGCUCUACAGAGAGACCCCACAUAUAAACUGACUGAACUACAGCAUGGAAAUAGAUCCAUCAGUCAUCCAUCAGUGUGAUGGAACACAGCUGCUGCAGAUGCUGCAUCAGUCAUCCAUCAGUGUGAUGGAGCACAGCUGCUGCAGAUGCUGCAGUUUCCAGACACUCAGGACCAGAUGAUCCUCCAACUGCUCCACUCAUCAUGUGGGUCAACUGCUCACUGCUACACUUUAAAGGGGCAGUUUUGUAUUAUAAUAUAUAAUCAAAACCUAUGAUGAAACCAAUAUUUAAAAGUGAUAAAUUAGUGUGUGCUCUGAUUUAAUGUAAUAUGUGAAUAAAAUGUGCUACCCUACAGUGUUGAUGAGUGCCAUCACUGACUACUUCCAAAGCCCUGCACACUCCUCCUCUCUAGAUCAAGCACCUACAGAUGCACUAUGGAAUCCCCUCUAGUUAACAUACCAGUCUGCUAUAGCUGGGCACACAGCUACA
Messenger RNA from Sardina pilchardus (European sardine), 3696 nucleotides. RefSeq names its product NACHT, LRR and PYD domains-containing protein 12-like. Gene Ontology annotation, molecular function: protein binding. Gene Ontology annotation, biological process: intracellular signal transduction. The record is from RefSeq and is a predicted model, not a curated record. The transcript is spliced from 13 exons. Bases 108 to 3287 code for a protein of 1059 amino acids. NCBI's taxonomy places the organism in Eukaryota, Metazoa, Chordata, Actinopteri, Clupeiformes, Clupeidae.